This is a messenger RNA of Dentiscutata erythropus, 236 nucleotides long. The record is from the annotation of a GenBank genome assembly. NCBI's taxonomy places the organism in Eukaryota, Fungi, Glomeromycota, Glomeromycetes, Diversisporales, Gigasporaceae.
AUGAAAAUUCUCAUUCUAGUUACAAUAUUAUGUGCACUACCUAGUUAUUCAAUAGAAUAUCCUGCUGGUGAAAUAGAAUAUAUAACGCCUCUUUUAGCGAAUUAUCGAUUGCCAAUUACAGGUCCAAUAAAUAACAAUAAUUCAAAUACUUUGUCAGUAAUAGAACAAAGUGGCGGUCUUCAUGUAUUCAAUGCAGCAAGUUAUCCAAACGGACCGAUAAUUUUUACGACUAAUUC